AUGGCUUCCGCCAAGGAGACCUAUCGCGCCGAGCUCCGCGCCGCCGCCCGCCAGCUUGGAGAGCGCUGCCUCUACUCCGCCGCUAAAUGGGCCGCCGAGCUACUCGUUGGUGUAGAGCCGGAUGCGUCCCCGGUCCCGUCGGCCGCGAUGGACACCCCUUCCUCCUCGUCCGCGACCUCCGCGGGGCGGCUAUUGCACCUGCACCGUAGUGGGGGUUCCAGCUUCCGCCACCGCCCCCGCCCCGGCGGCGGCACUAGCUCGGAGGCCGGGACCCCGCUCGGUGGCGUGUCGUACGUCAGCACGCCCAUCCCCGACGACGACGCGUUCGAUUCGGGCGGCGACAAAUACCUGCUGGCCAAGACCUAUUUCGACUGUCGGGAGUACCGCCGCGCUGCGCAUGUGCUGCAGAAGCAGGUCGGGCGUAAGACUGUGUUCCUGCGAUGCUAUGCGCUCUACAUGGCUGGAGAGAAGCGGAAAGAGGCAGAGAUGAUAGAGCUUGAAGGAUCGUUGGGCAAGAGUAAUGCUGUUAAUCAGGAAUUAGUUGCUUUGGAGAAAGAGCUCUCAACACACCGAAGAACUGGCUCUAUUGAUUCGUUUGGACUCUACUUGUAUGGCAUUGUUCUACGUGAUAAAGGAUGUGAAGGUCUAGCUAGAACGAUCUUGGUAGAAUCUGUCAAUAGCUAUCCUUGGAACUGGAGUGCUUGGUCAGAGUUACAAUCUUUAUGUACCAGCAGUGACAUUUUAAACAACUUAAAUCUGAAGAAUCACUGGAUGAAGGACUUCUUUCUUGCCAGUGCAUAUCUGGAACUAAAGAUGCAUGAAGAAGCUCUUAAAAGAUAUGAGCGCUUGAUGGGGGUCUUCCGCUGCAGUGGUUACAUUCAGGCUCAAAUUGCAACAGUUCGGUACAGUAUGAGGGACCUUGAUGAAGCUGAGAUGAUUUUUGAAGAUCUGCUCAGGACUGAUCCUUUUCGUGUGGAUUCUAUGGAUAUUUACUCAAAUUUACUAUAUGCAAAAGAAAGCUUGACUGCUUUGAGUUUCCUUGCGCACAGAGUAUUUUUGACAGACAAAUACCUCCCAGAAUCUUGCUGCAUAAUUGCAAAUUACUACAGUCUGAAGGGUCAGCAUGAGAAAUCAGUUUUGUACUUUCAAAGGGCACUAAAGCUUAAUCGAAAGUACCUCUCAGCUUGGACCCUGAUGGGGCAUGAGUAUGUUGAACUGAAAAAUACUCCUGCUGCAAUUGAUGCCUACAGAAGAGCUGUUGAUAUUAAUCCUAGAGAUUUCCGUGCUUGGUAUGGUCUUGGUCAAAUCUAUGAGAUGAUGGGGAUGCCGUUUUAUGCACUUCAUUACUUCCGGAAAUCGUCAUACUUGCAACCCAAUGAUGCUCGUCUCUGGAUUGCAAUGGCUCAGUGUUACGAAAGUGAUCCACUUCAAAUGAUCGAAGAAGCCAUCAAGUGCUAUGAGAGAGCUGCAAAUAGCAAUGACACUGAAGGAAUAGCACUUCACCAACUAGCAAAAUUGCAUGGCAUGCUGGGGCAAUCUGAGGAAGCUGCGUUCUACUACAAGAAGGAUUUAGAGAGAAUGGAGGUUGAGGAAAGGCAAGGCCAGAAUUUUGUUGAAGCUCUGCUGUUCCUUGCUAAGCAUUACAAGAGCAUAGGCAGGUUCGAGGAAGCCGAGCACUAUUGCACAAGGCUCUUGGAUUACACUGGCCCAGAGAAGGAGACUGCUAAAAAUAUGUUGCAAGGGAUAAAAAGGUUACAGUCAGGAUUUCCAUCAAUGGAUACUGAUCAUUUUGCACUGUAA
Molecule: messenger RNA, 1800 nt
Organism: Miscanthus lutarioriparius
Lineage: Eukaryota; Viridiplantae; Streptophyta; Magnoliopsida; Poales; Poaceae
Source: the annotation of a GenBank genome assembly